AUGGAUUCUCUGACACUAUGCGUGUCUGUGUUGUCGUUGCCGUUAGGACUGCUGGUCCUGCGCACUGUGUACCAUUUGUACUUCCACCCGUUGUCCAACUUCCCCGGUCCAAAACUCGCUGCUGCGACCUUUCUAUAUGAGUUCUAUUACGAUGUCGUCAAAAGCGGCAUGUACAUCUGGGAGAUUGAGCGCAUGCACGAGAAAUAUGGCCCAAUCGUGCGAAUCAACCCACGAGAAGUCCACAUCAAAGACCCAAGCUACUACGACGAAAUUCACGCCGGCGCCUCACACAAACGCUCCAAAGACUCCAAAUACGCCAUCGCCUUCGGCGCGCCAAACUCCCUCGUAGGAACAAUAACUCAAGACCAUCACCGCUUCCGUCGCGGCCUGUUGAGUAACUACUUCUCCAAGCGCUCGGUGGUGAACCUUGGUCCAUCCAUCCACGACAAAGUCGACAAGCUGAUCGCGCGCUUCGAGCAAGCCCACCAAACCAACGACGUGCUGCAACUGCAACUAGACUUCGCGGCGCUGACUGCAGAUGUCAUUACCGAUUACUGCUACGGCUGGAGCUAUGGCUAUCUGGACGGCGAGAAGGGGUCGCGGAGCAACGACCUUGUCGACGCGGUUAAUGGGCUGAUGGUUAUGUUCCACAUUAACCGGUUCUUCCCGUUCCUUAUUUCUGUUUUUAGGAAUGCGCCGCCUAACCUGUUGCGCUGGCUCCAGCCGCAGAUGGCUGAUUUGUUUGAUUUGAAGGCUAGACUUCGACAACAGGCGGAUGAUACUUUGCAGAAACAGGCUCUGCAGAAAAUUGAUUCUGAGGGGAGGUCGACUAUAUUUGAUGCGUUGACGAGUUUGGAGUUGCCUGAGAAUGAGAGGACGCUUGAUCGUCUAGAGGAUGAAUCUGCGCUGUUACUUGGUGCUGGUACCGAGACUACGGCUAGGUCUAUUACCGUUGCAAUGUUUUAUCUCAUCCACAACAAGGAGGUUCUGGCGAAGCUGCGCGCGGAGUUGAAGACUGUGUUGGUGACACCGUUGUCUAAGGCUUCCUGGGUGGAUUUGGAGAAAUUGCCAUACUUGACGGGUGUUGUCAAUGAAGGUCUGCGUCUCAGCCACGGCAUGACAGCCCGACUGGCUCGUGUUUCACCGACCGAACCCAUGCUCUACAAGGAUUGGGUUAUCCCUGCAGGGACUCCGGUCAGUCAGUCGAACUACUUCGUCCAUAUGGAUCCCACACUCUUCCCUGAGCCAGAGAAAUUCGACCCGGAGCGUUGGAUCCGCGCUGCAGAUAAGGGAGAGUAUCUGAGUCGGUACAUUGUCUCGUUUACCAAGGGAAGCAGACAAUGCCUGGGGAUGAACCUUGCCUAUGCAGAGAUCUACUUAUCUCUGGCACAUAUCGCUCGUCGCGUCAACUUUGCGCUAUACGAGACUACUACCGAUAACAUCUGUGUUUAUCGUGAUAUGGGCAUUGGGUGUCCAGAGGUCGGUUUGUUUGGUGUGAAGGCCACAGUGGAGGGUCUUGUGGAGGAGUAG
Molecule: messenger RNA, 1530 nt
Organism: Penicillium verrucosum
Lineage: Eukaryota; Fungi; Ascomycota; Eurotiomycetes; Eurotiales; Aspergillaceae
Product: cytochrome P450
Exons: 5
Coding region: 1-1530 (509 amino acids)
Molecular function (GO): iron ion binding; monooxygenase activity; oxidoreductase activity, acting on paired donors, with incorporation or reduction of molecular oxygen
Source: RefSeq, a predicted model, not a curated record